This is a messenger RNA of Podarcis lilfordi (Lilford's wall lizard), 22438 nucleotides long. Lineage: Eukaryota; Metazoa; Chordata; Lepidosauria; Squamata; Lacertidae. The record is from the annotation of a GenBank genome assembly.
GCGGAAGCGGCAGCUCAGGAAGAGCUCAAGCGGAGGGAAAUGAGCCGCCAGGCUCUUCCUCGCUCCUUCAAAGCGCUGCCUCUUACAGGAAUUCGCGCCUUGUAAUGUAGGUCUUAUUCCAAGUUGGGGGUGGGGAAGGGAUAUGUCGGUUUGGCGAGUAAAUAUAUAUAGAACGCUGUGUAUGUGCAGCGUUCUCCGCCUUUUUUAUCGACAACUGUCACUCCUGUCUCAGCGAGACAAAAAAAAAGGCGCUAAAGGGAACUCGGAAAUUAGAAGCUUUGUGUAAGUCUGUAUUAUGAUGUCUAUUGUUUUUACCGUUUGAAAGCAGUCGAGGUGCGUUCAGGCAGCAACUUAGACACCUCAGACUGUCGUUUCCUCUCGUAAGCCUUCUUGAGACUCCUAAACAAGCAUUUUGUCAUUUCUGCAUAAACACAGGUUGGGCAGGGCCUGUAUGAAAGCAGCCUCUUUGAACAGGCAAAUCAGGCAGUACGGUUAUCCCCUUUUUGAGGGUGGGGAGAGGAGGGGGCGGGUUUGUUUACCAUGAGAUGUCAUAGGUAAACAGAUAGGGAAAGCGGAAGUAGCGUUUUGGGGGUCCUCCUGCCAUGGCUCCGACUUCCGUCGCGCGUCGGCUACGUACAGGUCAUCACGUGAUUAUUUGUUUUUCUGUGAGUUGUUAAACCUGCUGGUUCUGCGUCUGGGACUCUUAGCUGCCCAACGAGCUCCUAAUUUCGUUGUUGUCGUUUUUACAAAUGUAUAAAUGCUUGCAAAGAUUGUAUCUUCUUGUUAUUCUUUACAUGCUGUCGUGGCUCUUUAGAAAAUACGCAGAAGGGGACUGUUAAUAUUUUUAUUAUUUCUUAAAUUAGUAUACUGCCCUUCAUAAAAAGAUCACAGCGCGCAUCACAGCAUAAAAAUACAAAAUGAAAAUACAAAAUACAUAAUAAAAUAACCAACAAACUAUUAGCAUCCUUCCCAAAAACACAUCCAAGAGCCCACAAAAUGUUCAUUCAGCUAAAGACCUGGGUAACAGAGAAACAUUUUGGUCUGGCGUCUAAACUGAUGAGGAAUAUCGACUGGAGGCAAAAGCAGGGUUGGCAAGGGAUGCAAACUUCUUCUUUUUUACCAUUGCAGAAGAAGCCAACGCCUUUGAUUCUCCUCUGUGAAAAUUCUCACACAAGGUUUGAUUAAAUCCUAAACCAGCUUACUUAUAACUUUCCCUAGUGUUCCUCCGUAGUAAUGCAUGUAUAUGGAUUGCAGUCUUAAGACUACUUGUGUGAGCACCUCUUUGCACGGGUAAACCAGCUACAAUAACACCUGCACCUGGCAGGUUGAACCACAGAACUUGAUAUUGCUGUUGGACUGCCCCAGUCAUCUGAGUCAAAACCUGUAGCUUAAGUUCUCAGGACUCUAAAUAAAAUCUAAAAUAUUUGUAUCCCGCUUUUCUGCCUGACAGUAGACCUCCAAACAGCUUAAACAAAAUAAAAUAAAAUGCACAAUCAGCAUCUUUAAUUAGAAGGCAGUUCUUAUUAAUGAGAGACUACUUAAGGAUGGAUUCAUUUAAACUGUGUGGUGCAGCCACAAGAGGUGUCUUUUUUAGAAUAUAUAUAUAUAUAUAUAUAUAUGAGAGAAUGAUUGGGUGGAACACUCUUAGACCAACCCCUGAGUAGCAGACUGAAAAACAAAAACUGAAAAGCAUUGCAGGCAAGUAAUCCUACCUAGCAAUGUUCCUGGAAUACAGGAAUACAGAUUCCUGGCUUCCUGAGCCUAGAGCCUAUUCUUGCAAAAUGUUGAUAGCACCAGAUGAUCUCAAGGUAAAACAGUCCAUGACCCUGUCACAUGCCAAUAUCCAGGGAUUUUUUUUUCAACUGGAACUCGCCAGAACUCAGGUCCAGCUUCUCUCAGGUGGGUACCAUUGCCAUUCUAAGAGAAUGAGGGAGGUGUUUGUGGUGAGCUCCGGCCCCUCUUUUUCUUGAAAAAUAGCAUUGCCAAUAUCCCAAUGGGUUGGGAAACUGUUAACAUUUUAUAUACUGGAUAUUGGACAUUCUAGAUGUUGGUGGCAAAUGCAUGCAUCUUUUAACAGUACUUUCAAAGCUUCACAAACCGUGUAAGAUAGAUCUGUAUUCUUAUCCCCAUAUUGUAGAUGGUGCACGUCAGGCUACAGUGAUUGGGAACCUGUUGACAUUGUUGUCCUUCAGUUUCCAUCACCUUUUCUCACUGGCCACGGCCAAGUUGAAAUACAACAUCUGAAGGAUCACAGGUUUUCCCAACUCUGGCCUAAGGCAACUUGGAGAGGAAAUUGAAUUCUGGACUUCUUGGUUCAUAGCUAACCAAGUCUACUCAGAAGUGUGUAUAUCAAAUAAAUUGUGAUGUCACACUGAAAAUAAAUGAGCAUGGGGUGUGUCUGCUUUGCAGGACACCCUGUUUAGAUUCAAUAGCACUUAAACGACAAGUGUAAUAGUUCUUAUACUUGAUUGUUGGCUCUGUUUAUUUCUCUGACCGAUAGAGGACCUCAAGGGAUCUUUAUGGGGAGCUGGGCUGCAUAAACCAACCUCCAUUUCUAGACCAUAGGUUUAUGUGUACUAAUGUGCAUAGUCUUAUUAUUCACUAAGCUGCACUACAAAAUUUCACACCUUCUGUAACUAGGUUUCUAAAGACAGUGGGAAGACUUCUUUUUCUUGUUGUUGUUAUAUUUAUUAAAUGUGUAUACCACCCUUCACCUGAAGACCCCAGGGCAGUUGACCUAAAUGCCUACAACCUGCAAAGUCUCAUCCACUUAGCCGCACUACAAAAUCACAGGAGGAGCUGGGGGGGGGGGUGUCUCAGAGCGGUUCACAGAAUAAAAGCAAGAUGUAAAACCACAAAAUAUGUAAUAAGAAUAAAAACAAGAACCCAAUAGCCGCCCCCGCCCCCCCAAACACACAUUUUAAAAGGGCAUAGGAUGUAAAUCUGAUCAACCAAAGGCCUGUUUAAAAAGGAACAAGAAGGAUUACUUAUUCAAUCUGUAUACCACCCUUCACACAGGGCCAGAUUUAGGUUUGAUGAGGCCCUAAGCUACUGAAGGUAAUGGGGCCCUUUAUAUGUCCAGCUGUCCUGUGUCAACAACAAAUUGUCGCUAUUUUUUGUGUUGAAUGUAUGCUAUAUGGUAAUUUAUGGACCAAAUAAGCAUCCAAAGCCAUUUGCACAUAACAAAACAUGUAUUUUAUCGAAGUAAUUGUUCAACUGAAAUACAAUUAAGAAAAACCUCAGAUAUGCAGAUGACACAACCUUGAUGGCAGAAAGUGAGGAGGAAUUAAAGAACCUUUUAAUGAGGGUGAAAGAGGAGAGCGCAAAAUAUGGUCUGAAGCUCAACAUGAAAAAAACUUAAGAUCAUAGCCACUUGGCCCAUCACCUCCUGGCAAAUAGAAGGGGAAGAAAUGGAGGCAGUGAGAGAUUUUACUUUCUUGGGCUCCAUGAUCACUGCAGAUGGUGACAGCAGCCACGAAACGCCUGCUUCUUGGGAGAAAAGCAAUGACAAACCUAGAUAGAAUCUUAAAAAGCAGAGACAUCACCUUGCCAACAAAGGUCCGUAUGGUUAAAGCUAUGGUUUUCCCAGUAGUGAUGUAUGGAAGUGAGAGCUGGACCAUAAAGAAGGCUGAUCGCCGAAGAAUUAAUGCUUUUGAAUUAUGGCGUUGGAGGACUCUUGAGAAUCCCAUGGACUACAAGAAGAGCAAACCUAUCCAUUCUGAAGGAAAUCAGCCCUGAGUGGAAGGACAGAUCCUGAAGCUGAGGCUCCAAGACUUUGGCCACCUCAUGAGAAGAGAAGACUCCCUGGAAAAGACCCUGAUGUUGGGAAAGAUGGAGGGCACAAGGAGAAGGGGACGCAGAGGACGAGAUGGUUGGACAGUGUUCUCGAAGCUACCAGCAUGAGUUUGACCAAACUGCGGGAGGCAGUGGAAGACAGGAGUGCCUGGCGUGCUCUGGUCCAUGGGGUCACAAAGAGUCGGACACGACUAAACGACUAAACAACAACAAAUAUUAAUAUUAAAAUUUUCAUUUAAUUUUUUGGGGGGCCCCCAAGAGAGGGGGUCCCCAAGCUAUAGCUUGUUUAGCUUAUACGUAAAUCCGGCGCUGCCUUCACCCCGAGGACCCCCAAGGGCCGCUUCACAAACAGAAGGCGCACCUUUCUUCUCAACGGGUGGUGCAAAUUUCGGCCAAAUAUCCCAGAGUUGGGGGGAGAAGAAAAAAACAACCCCAACACAAAUCCUUCUUGCCAGAGUCUACCCCGGGGGAACCCGUUUCACCCAGAUCCUAAACCCAGCGCGACUUUCUCUCCCGAGGAGCCAAAACCUGCGAGAGAGCGGACGCCUCCCAAAAAGAAAAGAGGCGGCGGCGAAAGCCAACCCAGGCAGGCAGCAUCCUUUUUGGUGGGGAGGAGAGAGAGGAGGGGAAAGCCUGACCCGGGCCUUUGCGCGCGCGCGCGCCGGCAAUGGACCUUCCCAAGGUAAACGAGCGCUGAGCCCGCCUUGGGGGGAGCCGGGGCCGGAUUCUUCUCCCACCCCACCCCGGCCUGGCGGAACCGUCGCGCCGCCCUCUCCUCCUCCUCCUCCUCCUCCCCCCUCGGCUGCCGGCCGCGGCUGCGCGACGUCACUUGUUAUGUCUCCUCCGGCCCGGGCUCUGCUCCGCCGCGGAGAGGCGACGACGACGGCGCGCCGAGAAGCCCGAGCGCAGCAGCAGCAGCAGGAGCAGCACCGCCCGCGGCGGCCCCGACAAGAGUAGGGCCGCCGCCUGCCUGCCUGCCUGCCCGGGACGGGGUAAAACAAGCGAGGAGGAGGAGGCGCCUUGGCCGGCCGAGCCCCGUCCUUGCCCGACCCCCUGAAGGCUUCUCUCACCCCCCAAACCAGCGCCACCCCGCCUCGUGCGCCCCGAAUGAGAUGGUUUCCUGGUUGGGGGGCGAGGCCCUCCCAAAUUAUUUCCACCCCCCAGCCGCCUCCUAGAGACCUUUCUCACUUGGUUCUCCUCAGCACCCCACAAAUACCCAGCUCCCACCUACACACACUGCCUCCCUAAAAUGAUGGGGUGCCCUAUAUUAAAGGGGUGCUUCUUCUUUCCCCCCACCCCAUAUCCGGGUUCCCUCUAGGCGAGUGGGUGUUAUCCUCUCCCCCCCACCCCACCCCACCGCCAUUGUGUCUUUUCAUAAGAAUGAGGGGAUAAUGGGGAAGGGACUCUUUGACAGUAGCAACCAAACUGGGGGUUGUGGUGUUGUUGUUGUUUUGGGGUAUGUGGAUAUCUGCUCCCCCUUUUUUUCCUUCCCUCCAGACGUUUCUCUUUUUUCUCUUUUCUUUUUGUAGGACUGACUUGGCUCUCUCCGCAGAGAGUCAGGAGCCCCCCGCGCGGAGGAAAGAUGUGGCUGAAGCUGUUUUUCCUGCUUCUUUAUUUUCUGGUCCUGUUCAUCCUGGCCAGGUUUUUCGAGGCCAUUGUGUGGUACGAGACGGGCUUCUUCGCCACCCAGUUGGUGGACCCGGUGGCGCUCAGCUUCAAGAAGCUGAAGACCAUUUUGGAGUGCCGGGGACUCGGCUACUCGGGGCUUCUGGAAAAGAAGGAUGUCAGGGAACUGGUUGAGAAGUCAGGUAAGAAAAAAUGUCUGUUCGCUGGCAUUUUAACUUUCGGAAUAGGUCCGUUCCCCCUUUACUGUAUUAAGCAUCUAUAUUGCAAUAACUUCUAUUGUGUACAGUCAUAGAGAGUGUGCAGGGGAAAGGAGUAAUACUAAAUAAAUGUGCUUAAUAAUCUCAGAUGUGACCUCACGCUUUGAAUGCCUUCCAACUUUUUAUGGAGAAUUGCUUAAAUGUGGCAAUGUUUGAAGAAGCACAGGGCAGCAACAGGCUAGCAUGGAAUAUACAACAGAACAGAGAGAUUGGGGGGGCGGGGGGAGUUGUCCAGAUGAAAAUCAUCAGGAACCAUGAUGUAAUAUCUGGCUUUAUCUAAGACAUGCCGGUAAGAAUCAGAAUUUGAAAUGUGGCAUGUGGUGUUUUGACGUGCACCCAAAACUAGCAUGAAAGAUCUUCUACAUUGAUCAGAAAGUGCCUGGCAUUUUGUUAGGACGGGUAACAAGUUAGGUCACAAGUUUAUUAAGAUACUGGCUAUCAGAUUCUCUGCAUGUUUCCUUGGUUGUAAAUCUUACUGGCCUUGAUGCAAGCAAGUGUGCAUAAGUAAUUUAAAACAGCGCAAUUCUAAGCGUGUUUGUUCAGAAGUAAGCCUCAUUGAGCUUAAUGAGGUUUACUCACUUGUAGGUGUGCAUUAAGAUUGUAUCUUUCGUGCAACACAUUGUUCAGAAAAGAAAGGAUCACUGUUUUGCCGAUUAAUUUAAUAUAUGCUUCAGACAAGUAGCAAGGCCUUGUUAUGUAUUCAAGGAAGUAAAAUAAUGUCAGAGAAAUGCAUGGCAAAGGUUUGCCUCAGUGUUAGCUUUUGUUUGCUGAGUGAGAAGUUGAAGGUUUGGCUGCUUCAGAACAAAUAUCUUAUAAAAAAUACCUUAUUGUAAGCAUAUUUCUGACCUGACUGUUAACACCUUCAGAAAGUCAUAUGUCUAUAAAGAUAAUAACAGUGGUGCUCUUUGGUUGAAUAAAUGCUUUGGUCCGCCAAACAGUAAAAAGUGCAGCCAGGUGAGAUAAAUGAGUAAGACUGGCUAAUUGCUUUGUGUACCUGCUUGUACAAACUCUUAUUUUAUGCUAACCAGUGUGCAACCAUCGAAAUCCUCAGCCUUUUGAGAUCAUCUCAAGGAAAUUGUAUCUGAUCUAUGGUUAGCAGCAGGCAUUGGCAAACUUGGCCUUCCAGAUGUUUUGAGACUACAAUUCCCAUCAUCCCUGACCACUGGUCCUGUUAGCUAGGGAUGAUGGAAGUUGUAAUAGAUGAUCCUUGGGGGUUCUUCCAACUCUACGAUUCAGUUUAUUGACCCUCUUCCAGUCCUUUACUAAUCCCAGGCAUUGGUUCAUCUGAAUAUGUUUUGGUUCAUCUGAAUCUGGUGAAAGUGAAUAGUAGAGGUUUGGGGUUCUCAUAAAUCCACUCUACCAAAUUCAAAGUGCUGAAGCUCAGCAUGACAGCCACACACCCCAAAGAGGAUCCAUAGCUGUGCCUCCACAGAUACUCAAAACAUGCAGGAAGCUGUGUUGAUCCAUGGUAUAAUAAAAUGAAUAUACACCCACAAGCAGUGGUACAUAGCAUAAUGCCCACUUAAUUAGGAUUAGAUUGACUGCAAUCCCGAUUGCUUUGUUUCCUGGGAGUAAGAUCCAUUGAAUUCAGUGGUGCUACCCCUUCUGUCUUUGUACAUUCAACUGGUAAAGCACACUGAGCUUUAAGAAAAUAUCUUCAACCAGUUGAUAUGCAUCCUUGCUUGGGAAGAAAAUGAAAAGUUAUCUAGCUGACAUUCUUCUGUUUUGACUUAUCUUGCAACUAUGGCCAUACUCUUGCUCCCCAUAAUUCUCAGUAUAAUAGCACCUUCGUUCUGUACCCCAACCUCCCAUCUUCCUUUCAGAGCUGAAAUGUCAAUGCAUACACAGUCACCCUGAGGUUGGUAAGCACUUCGGUUGUAAUCCUAUACUCAGCUGAGAGUAAAACCCGUUGAACUCAAUGGGGCAUAGUUCUGAGUGGGCAUGUACGGGAUUGCACAGUAAUGUAUUGAGUUGCAGGGAAGCUCUCAGAAGACUACUGGAACAAAACUAAUUUGGUCAUUUAAAAGAAACGGCUCCUUUGUAGAAAUGUCUAAGAUACGAAGUAGAUUAGAAAAGUAAAGAGAGGAAACUACUGAUGAUCUAAACAAAAUACAGAAUCCUAAAGGAAAUUUAAUGUUCAUAUUUGCAGACUUAAGUUAAAUGAGAGUAGAAGGAAAUCUUUUUAGUGCACAUUGAGCUCUUGAAACACCAUACUUGCAUGUGGCUAUCCCCCAUGGGACUUAGACUUAUUUCCAAGUAAAACAGAGUUUUGAGCUGGAAGAAGUUGCCCAUGUGAACAGAAAAGAGCGACACAGUUCCUUCUAUGGAAGAGAGAGCCAGUUUUUAACCAAACUGGAUAGGAAUUGCUUUGGUGAAAACAAGCAAAGCUCUGGUUGUGCAUUUUUCUCCUUUGACUUAGUUUAAGUGUUUGCAUCUUAUAAAAGGUAUGCUAUUGUCAGAAAAUAAAUUUUUAAAAAGCAGAACGUCCCAUAUCAUGAAAAUAGGAUAUUUCAGCACUUAAGCACCAUAUUAGUUUUUGCUCCUACAGGUUGGUUUCUCUUCUGGAAUUUAUCCACCAACGUUUGUAAAAGCGUCAUGGAAUAGCUGGGAUUGAUAGGUGUGCAAUAAUUUUAUACUGCAUAUUUGGCUUUGGCUCAGGCACCUAUCCCUGCAAUGGAAUAACCAACUGGAGCUAUGCUGAAUUUUCACCCCAUACAUUUUUAAGGCAGAAAGCAGGGUUUGGGAGAAGUUUAAUGAACACCUCCUCUCUUGGAUUUUUUUUAAAAAAACACUCUUUCCCGAACAGUUUGCUGCCAUUUUUAAAAGGGGGGGGCGGGGAGCUUAAGUGUUCCUAACCAUCUAGCAGUUACAUUGUCCCAGUGAUAUGAUGCUCUCACCUUGAUUAUCAGAUUGGAUUACAUGAUUGCCUUGGAAAUAAAUCCUUGCUUAAAAGAAGCACUGAGGCUUCAUAUUGAGAAAAUGGUCAGUUGUUAAACGUUUCAGUGCUUCCUACACUCACUCUCAAUGAGUGAACCUGUUUGCUCCAUUUUGCAAGGCUUCCUGCAAAGAAUCACCAAAAUUAGGUGGGGUAUAUUUUUCCGGGAGAAAGUUUUUUUUUGCAGAAUGCUCACACUGCCUUUAUUUCAGCUCGGCGAUCAUAUUCAACCCCUUCCAAGGACCUGCAUGCAGAUUCUUUCUUUUCCCGCUGCGUUUCUGUAGCUUUCAGGCUAAAGAGGGAAUUUCGCAUUACAUGCUAGGGGAAUCCAAACCCCGUGUUGCCUUCUCUGACUCUGGGCAGCCAUUGCUGCAAAUGGGUAAAUUGUGUCAUGGACCUUGCAGACCCAACGACACCAGCUCAAAAGAGGGGUGGUGUAACUACUAGAAAUGGGAGAAUUAGGGAGAGCAGGCUUUUUAAUGGGCCAGUACCCACAAUGGGAGACGCGGGUGGCGCUGUGGGUUAAGCCACAGAGCCUAGGACUUGCCGAUCAGAAGGUCGGCAGUUCGAAUCCCCGCGACGGGGUGAGCUCCUGUUGCUCGGUCACUGCUCCUGCCAACCUAGCAGUUCGAAAGCACGUCAAAGUGCAAGUAGAUAAAUAGGUACCGCUCCGGCGGGAAGGUAAACGGCAUUUCCGUGCACUGCUCUGGUUCGCCAGAAGCGGCUUAGUCAUGCUGGCCACAUGAUCCGGAAGCUGUACGCCGGCUCCCUCGGCCAAUAAAGUGAGAUGAGCACCACAACCCCAGAGUCAUCCACGACUGGACCUAAUGGUCAGGGGUCCCUUUACCUUUACCCACAAUGGGGCUUCCACAUAAUUGCAUUUAAGUUUGAGUGCACUUUGGGUAUAUUAUAUCUCUAAUCAUUGCUAACAACCCUUAAAGGUUAUUUACCCUGUAUUUUGGUAGCAGAGGAAUGGGGACUGGGGCUCUGAGAUCAGUGGCCAGCGACCAUCCGAUGAGGUUUGAGUUGGAGACAUGCACUGUUGGCAGUUAUGCUGCCCCAGCCCUCAAGGUUUUGGAUUGCUUCAGGUGCAGCAAUAUAUUGUUUGCCUUAUUUUAUCAGGCAUUUGCAGGAACUCUUCAGUCCUUCAUAAACUGAAGGGCUGCCUAUAAAGCUUUGGGCUGGUUUACAUAAAUGGUCUGCUUUAAUUAAAGUUAGAAUAAAUAUUUCUCUUUACUGUAUUUUCUGGCGUAUAAAACUACUUUUUAACCCAGGAAAAUCUCAAAAGUCGGGGGUCGUCUUAUACGCCGGCUACAGCAGCAGCUCCUGCAGCAACUCCCCACCAAAGGAUAAAAUGACAGCAAAUUAAAUCUGAGGACACCAAGCUCUCUAGAUAAAGCAGAAAUACGCUUGCAAAUUGGCCCCAGAAGCCGCCAACCACUGGGAAGUGGAGCGGAUUUCUGAGCUGGACUGGAGACUGGUUUUUUAAAUUUUUAUUUGGUGUGCGUUGGAAGAGGGGUAGUCUUAUACGGCGAGUAUAUCCCAAACUCUAUAUUUUAACUGGAAAAGUUGGGGGGUCAUCUUAUACGCUCAGUCGUCUUAUACGCCGGAAAAUACGGUAGGUGUUCCAACUAAUUGUAUUUUACAUGACCUUCCCCCACUAUGCAACUGAGUGGCAUUUUAACUCAAAUUGAAAGCAUUGGCAAUCUUUAUCACUUUGAAGUUUGCUUUACAAGCAGCAUAUGUUGUAUGUUCGUAGAUUUUCCUCUUAAAAAGUAGUUAGGCGUCUCCCAACAAUAUCUAUUCUGCUGCUGUUCCGGAAUCCUUUUGGCGAUUGUGACCUUUGGCAUUUACUGUAAUCAGUGUUCCUUUGUUUGUUUACAUAGGAGACCUGAUGGAAGGCGAACUUUAUUCUGCUCUCAAGGAAGAGGAAGCCUCUGAGUCUGUUUCCAGCACAAACUUCAGUGGGGAAAUGCACUUUUAUGAGCUGGUAGAAGAUACGAAGGAUGGUAUCUGGCUAGUGCAGGUAUUAAAUACAUUAUUUUUAACAGUGAAACGAGCCCCUGAGUUGGUUCACAUUUCAUGUAGUGUACUUAUCCCAAAGGCGCAGUGUGUGGUAUACAUGAAGAUGAUGCUAUAUUGCUGCCCACUCAGAUGGGCAGUAAAAUUAUUAUUAUUAUUAUUAUUAUUAUUAUUAUUAUUAUUAUUAUUACACAACUAAAGCUGCAAUCCAAAACACAUUUUCUGGAAAGCCUGCCCCCUUGAAGCAAGACUUGCUUCGCAAUAGACAUACAGUGGUACCUCAGGUUAAGUACUUAAUUCGUUCCGGAGGUCCGUUCUUAACCUGAAACUAUUCUUAACCUGAAGCACCACUUUAGCUAAUGGGGCCUCCUGCUGCUGCCGCGCCGCCGGAGCACAAUUUCUGUUCGCAUCCUGAAGCAAAGUUCUUAACCCGAGGUACUAUUUCUGGGUUAGCGGAGUCUGUAACCUGAAGCGUAUGUAACCUGAAGUGUAUGUAACCCGAGGUACCACUGUACUUAAAAUUGGGCUGCAAAUGUCAUGGCUUUGCUUUGAGUAAGUAGAAUCUGUACUACUCAUCUAGGAUCAAAGAGAUGCCAUUCUUGGUUUUCCACUAAGUUGUUGCACAUGAAAAGAGGCUAGCUGCUUGAUCCUGUGCGCAUUUACUAGGGAGUAAGUCCCAUUGAAUUCAGUGAGUUUUGCUCCCAGGUAAAUGUACAUAAAAUCGCUGAUAAGGUGUUCGUCAACUCCAGUCAAUCAUUCAAGGCCUUUCAUUUUUAUAUCACCGUUUGCUUGUGCUGUUUCACAUUUCCCUGUGCAUCCUGCCUCAGUAACAGCUUUUCCUCUGGAUUAUUCUUCACAAUUGGUUUCCCCAUUUUAAUGAGGUGCAAGGGGUUGUAUAGCACAAAUGAGCCAGUGUGAAUUCGCAUUACAGUGAACUUUUCCUCCUUGUCUCACAUCCACUGAGUUGGAGAUAUGUUUGUUGUGGAAUUCUGUUCUGUCCCUGUAAAUGGGUAUUAGCGCAAGGUUUUUUUAGCUGCUGGCUUUAAGUUGCCUUUUUCUAGGGUGGCAGCUGGGUCACACAAAAUCAGUAUUACCUAAAAGCAUCCAAGCGCCAUAUUUCACUCAAGACGCUUCGAAAAGAUGUUUUGUCGCAAACCUUUACAAAACGUUUCUGAUGGUAAUAAUGCAAACACCAGCACCCUGUGAGGUAUGAUGCAUACUUUACUCCUUCCUAAAGGUAAAGGGACCCCUGACCAUUAGGUCCAGUCGUGACCGACUCUGGGGUUGUGGUGCUCAUCUCGCUUUAUUGGCCGAGGGAGCCGGCGUACAGCUUCCGGGUCAUGUGGCCAGCAUGACUAAGCCGCUUCUGGCGAACCAGAGCAGCGCACGGAAACGCCAUUUACCUUCCUGUCGGAGCGGUACCUAUUUAUCUACUUGCACUUUGACGUGCUUUUGAACUGCUAGGUUGGUCAGGAGCAGGGACCGAGCAACAGGAGCUCGCCCCGUCGUGGGGAUUCGAACCGCCAACCUUCUGAUCAGCAAGUCCUAGGCUCUGUGGUUUAAGCCACAGCGCCACCCACGUCCCUUUUACUCCUUCCUACCUCCACCCUAAACCAGUCUUCUUCCAUCUACAUUGGCUAGUGGUACUUCAGGUGAAGCUUAUAAAAUAACCAUCCUUCCCAACACCUGAACAGUGUUAUUUUAAGAUUCCGCUGCAUUAUGUCAUUCUGGCUAUAACAGUGUAGGAAAGGUUUGUGGCUUAUUGCCUUUUCCUGCUUUUCAAUGUAAGAAAAUUGCAGCAGCAGAAGACACAGGGCACCUGAAACACUCAAGAUGGAAUGCUGGCAAGGCAUGAUUUUUCCAGUUUUAUUUCUAUCUUGUCUUUCAUGAAGAUGAAGCAACUGAAAUAGGGAGAGGGCUUCCCGUUUUCUUACGGUCCUUUCGUCAUUUACAUGCUUAGAGAGACUCUUUAGUGUUAUUAUGGCACAUUUCAAUUUUUCUUUUCAGUGUACCUCAUGUGCAGAUAACUUUAAUUUACACUGUACUGGAGGGCAUCUUUGUUCAUAGUUUUAUAAACCCAUUUUUUAUUGCUCCAUUUCCUUCUGUAGUGCAUUCCUUCGCAAAAGGCCCUCUCAGAUGCAGGUUGCUAGCAAAAAGUUGGGAAGUUUUGGAAAUCUGGGAGAUUCAGGAUGGGACAAACACCUUUGCACAAGCUCAUGGUUAAAUUAUGGAAUGUACUAUCACAAGAUUUGGCAAUGGCCACCAAUUUAAGGCAGCUUUAAAAGGAGAUUAGGCAAAUUUGUGUAGGGUAAGUUAUCUGUGGCUCUGAGUUGCGAUGGUUGAGAGACCUGGUGGCAUGACGCUAAAAUGCAUGUCUUGUUUGUGGUCUUCCCAUCUGGUUGGCCACUGUAGGAAACAAGAUUCUGGGCUAGUUAAGCCUUUCGUCCAGUCCAGCAGGGGUUGCCUUGUGUUCUUAAUGCUGUUAGCGCAGUCCCCAGUGUUCAAAAAGUAAUGAAAAUAGCACUGAGUUCCCCACCAUUCCAUUCAUAAAAUUGAUGCUACCAUGCAUUUGCUGGCAGGCUGUCAGCAUGCCAACAGCCCCUCAGGAGACAGCAAGGUGGACUGAAGCCCAGAACACUCUUCUUACGGGUUGGGGAUACACUGCAAUAUUUUGUUGCAGGUCCCACUAUUUUUUAAAAAAAUAAUUAUACCUGUGUGCAUAGUCGUGUUUUGUGGGCCUAUACCUGAAAUCAUUUCUACUGUGUAAGGAAAAGGUAAAGGGACCCCUGACCAUUAGGUCCAGUCGUGGCCGACUCUGGGGUUGCGGCGCUCAUCUCGCUUUACUGGCCGAGGGAGCCAGCGUACAGCUUCCGGGUCAUGUAGCCAGCAUGACUAAGCCGCGAACCAGACCAGCACACAGAAACGCCGUUUACCUUCCCGCCGGAGCGGUACCUAGUUAUCUACUUGCACUUUGCUGUGCUUUUGAACUGCUAGGUUGGCAGAAGCAGGGACCGAGCAACGGGAGCUCACCCUGUCACGGGGAUUCGAACCGCCGACCUUCUGACCGGCAACCCCUAGGCUCUGUGGCUUAACCCACAGUGCCACCUGCGUCCCUUUCUACUGUGUACAGAACAGCAAAACCUCCUUGAUGCUCCCAUUUCCCCUAUAUUUUAAUGUGGCAGCUCUUUGCCAUCAGGAUAGUAUAACUUUUGAGAUGCUUAGAACUGGGAUAGCAGCAACUGUUGAGCUUUUAGUUCUAAAAUACCUUCCCUUCACACAGCAGUGGGACGUGCUUCUGAGGGAUCGGGAUGAAAAUUUCCCAAGUUUAAAAACCAGAGAAGCAUUCACUUUGCAAAACUUCACUUCGCAAUAGCGUGCAACUAGAACACUGUGUAGCAAGCUGAAAAGAAUCAUAGAAUCAUAGAGUUGGAAGAGACCACAAGGGCCAUCGAGUCCAACCCCCUGCCAAGCAGGAAACACCAUCAGAAAAAGUUCUGCAAAUAAUUAACUGGCUGUAACAGUAGAUCUGUUUUCCUCCCAUUUAUAAAUGAUGCCUUUCUGUUGGGAAACUUCAUUCAGUGCAAAGAAUAAAACUGCAGUGGUAUUCAACUGGCACAAUGACAGUUGACUGACACCUAAUGUAGCUUUUGGAAUGGUGACCGAAGAGGCAAACAUUUGUUGAUUCUUUUUAUGUUAAAACACAUUGUCCUCUUAACAGCCUUGUGGCGUUGUUUUUUUCUAUUCUGGAGAGAGAUGUAAUCAUGGCUUUUCGGGAUGUUGAACUUUCUGGAUGUAGUGUUGGUUUCUCUGUGUUCUGGUUUGCGUUCUCCAUUCCUGCUAAGCCAUUUUAGCAGCAGCGGCAAUUCAUCCAGAAGAACUCUUUGCAAGGUCGGGACGCAUUUCACUCUGCAUCAAAUGAGAGAUCUAAAAGGAAGUCUUAAAAUCAUUACUCGACCAAUCAGCUUUCAAUCACGUGACACAUUCCUAAAAUAAUCAAAAAGUAUGUGGAACCUGCAGGGCACAGUGACUCAUGCAUGAUCAGUCAUGUCAUUUAAAUUGCCUGUAAGGCAGAGCAAACGCCUGCCUUUCAUCCUCCCCACUCUUCUGCUUUUAUCAAUCCACAUUCCCAAGUGGAUGAUAAUCUGUAUUAAUAUUAUACUAAGGGACAAUUUAGGCAGAAGCUGCAGUUUAUCGCUGUGUGAACAAGCCAUUACAGCAAGCCUUGGGCUUGCACACUCCUCCUGGUUUCCUCUGGCACGUGCCAGAAAUAUCCACGUUUGGUUUUAAAGCAGCCUGAAUUCCCCAUUACGUCCAAAGUUGGGAAGCUAUGGUUGGUUAGCUGGUGCCUUAGCCAGGGCUCUUCAGGCUUUUCGGACUGGCGAGCACAUUUUGUUGUUGUUAGUGGUGUUAGCCGCCCUGAGCCCGGCUUCGGCUGGGGAGGGCGGGAUAUAAAUAAAAUUUAUUAUUAUUAUUAUUAUUAUUAUUAUUUUGAGUUUUGAGAAAGUGCCGCGAGCAGCAGUCGCAAAUUGACUUCCGUGGGGAGCAUGGCAUAACACGGCUGCCAUGGGGUGUGGCAUUGCACAGAAUUAAAGAAAAUACCGUCAUCGCUGCUCCCCACGCAUCUCAAAUAGCCUCAGGCUUACCAAGGGAUGUCAGCUAUGUCCUGCUGGCCCUGGCUGCAGAGAUAAAGUGUUACUGUUUUCUAAAAUACUAGGUGCUUAAUUUUAAAAAAUGAAAAGCAAGAAUUUGAGGUUUAUAUGGUUCAUCCCAGAAGCACCAAAGAAGGCCAGAAUUAUAAAUCAGUGUUUGAUCCUGGUUUGUUUGAAAUAAUAAUAAUAAUAAUAAUAAUAAUAAUAAUAAUAUUUAUUAUUUGUAUCCCGCCCAUUUGGCUGGGUUUCCCCAGCCGCUCUGAGUAGCUUCCAAGAAAGACAAAAAAUACACUAAGAUGUUACACAUUAAAAACUUCCCUGAACAGGGCUGCCUUAAGAUGUCUUCUGAAUGUCAGGUAGUUGUUUUUCUCUUUGACAUCUGGUGGGAGGGCGUUCCACAGGGCGGGCGCCACUACCGAGAAGGCCCUCUGCCUGGUUCCCUGUAGCUUGGCUUCUCGCAGCGAGGAAACCGCCAGAAGGCCCUCGGCGCUGGACCUCAGUGUCUGGGCAGAACAAUGGGGGUGGAGACGCUCCUUCAGGUAUACUGGGCCGAGGCCAGAGCUCAAGAGAGUUUGAGAGUUCAAAACCAGACUUCUCUACCCAGGGACUCCAACUCCCACCAGCCCCAGCUUGAUCAUAUCCAAUGGUCAAGGAUAAUGGGAGUCAGUGUCCAGAACAUCUGGUGGGCAGCAGGUUAAGGAAAGCUGGUGUAAAAUAACCACACUUCCUGAGAUUGUCAAGUCAUCUUCAUUGGAAUCUUUUGAUCUGCUCCUUACAUGUGAAUGGCAAGAGCAUGUGAGACCGAGGCUCAGGCUCAGUUUGGUUUAUGAACAUAAUGCUAAGCUAUGUUUUAGUGUUAGCAUCUGAAGUGGUCCUUAUUUAUCCUGCAGUAACUUGUUCCAUCAGGACAUCUUAAAUGGUAUUCCUGUAUUGGUCACACAGGGUUAUUAAAUAUUAUUGCUGCUAUUUACUUAUUUACUUUGUAAGCUGUUUAGUGGUUUGGUAAUGUUAAGCAGUCUAUAAAUUGAUUAGAAAAACAAUUUCCCCAGCUUUUCUGUUGUGUUUGCUGCAGCAAUAUUUUUUUUACAAUGUUUUAGCUAUGUGCAUAGCUGUCAACGUUUCCCUUUUUUAAAGGGAAAUUCCCUUAUUCUGAAUAGGAUUCCUCGCAAGAAAAUGGAAAAGUUGACAGCUAUGGCUAUGUGGUGGUAUUAUUUCACAGUUCCGUUGAAAUUUUGAACGCCCUACCAACAAAAUUGACAAUGAAAUUCUAAAAUCCUAGCUUGAAAUAGUUUAUGUAACAGAUUAUACUUGCAAUAACAGGCAGUUUAAUUCAUGGCCUAUCACAGAUAUUCUAGGUUUCCCCAGUUUUUUCAGACCUUCACAUUUGCAUACAUGAGAAAUCGGCUCACAUGCAGUGCUCGAAACUCCCAUUGUUCUAGGCACAUUUUGCUACAGGAAUUUCAUUAGCGCAAGCAGUUUCUGAGCUCUGGGUGCAGUACCGCGCCUAAGAUUUCAGAUUAAAACUUCAGAGUGGAAGGAAAGGAGGACCUUUUUUUGCCUCCCCACUUCCAGCUACUCUCUGAAGACUGGAGAAGAGACCCUCUUAAGGAUAUAGGGGGCUGGUCAGGGGAAGGACUAGACCCAUGUGAAAACUGAACAUCAUAUUUUAGCUGCAGUUCAUUCAUUUUCAGCUAUGUAUUCUUGUUAUUAAAAAAGCAUGCCUAGACAGUCCAUUGUAGCGCCCAUAACCUAGAUUUAAGGUGCCAUUUAGCUGCUAGCUUUCAUAUCUCAGUUUCUCACACUCCUCAUAUGCAUGGAGCAUUCCUGCAGUGGGCUUAUGGAGAAUUCUGUGAGACGUAUUUAAUAGAUGGUCACAUGGCCAUUCAAGAGAAACCUACAUGGAUAACUUGUUUGUACAAGUUGUGUUCAAAUGUAUGUGUGAGCAAGAAUUGCGCCAGGGAUUAUUCUGUGGCUACAAACCGUUAAAGAUUUUCCAAAUUGGUUCUGAAUGUGCCUCGUGAAAGAUUUGCAGAACUCUGCGUUUCAGUUCUUCCCGGGUUUUUGACAUGAUAGAGAUUUAUUGCUGAUUGCUAGGAUCACAAAGUGUGCAUGUUGACCAAUUGGCUUCUUUAAAAAACAAGAAACGCAAAGCAGUUCUUUGGAAUCAUGUGUGGCAAGGUCCCAUUGGGCACAAGUAUAAGGUUCCCAGAUGUCCCCGUUUCCCGGGGACAGUCCCCGGAUUUAUUUGAAAUUUGAAAUACUUUAUUGUCACUUGUACAACUUGUAUACAGUGAGAUUACACAAGCACCCCCCACUCAGAUCUCUUAGUCUUAAUUCCCCUCGUUUACUGACGCACACCCCCCAAACCCAAAAGUCAGUUGCCCUGUUGUUAUCUUUUCAUUCAGCAGCCUAACAGCCCACGGAUAGAAGCUGUUCUUUACCCUGUUGGCGCGACUAAUCGUGCUUCUAUAGGGCAGGAGAUCAAGAAAGUGCCGGCCAGGGUGUGAAUCAUCCCUGAGAAUUUCCCUCACUCUUCUUGAGGCAACGUUCUUCUGCUAUUUCAUCCAGCAGAUUCACGGGACAGCCCAUAAUAUCUUGUGCUGUAUUCACCACCCUCUGUAGGCACUUCCUAUCAGUUGAUGUCAAACCAGCGUACCACACCAUGAUGCAGUAUGAAAGGACACUUUCUAUUGUUGACCGGUAGAAGGAGAUCAUCAAAUGUUGAUUGACAUUGUUCUUCCGCAAUACUCUGAGGAGAUGGAGUCUCUGUUGGGCUUUCUUAACCACCUGGGUUGUAUUUAUUUUCCAAGUAAGGUCUUCACUGAGAUAAACUCCUAGGAAUUUAAAGGAAGAGACUCUCUCCACACAGCCCUUCCCGAUGUACAGUGGGGCUAGUUCUCCUCUCUUCCUCCAAAAGUCCAACGCCAUCUCCUUUGUCUUGCUGAUAUUAAGGUGCAAGUUGCUCCCUAGGCACCAUGUAGAUAUUUUUUGGACCUCCCCUCUAUACGCUGAUUCGUCUCCACCUGUUAUUAAACCCAUUAUGGUGCUGUCAUCUGCAAACAUAAUAUUUGCAGUAGACGUGCCAGAUGAUAUACAAUCGUAUGUAUACAAUGAAUACAGGUAGGGACUUAGCACACAUCCCUGAGGUGUGCCAGUGCUGAUUUUUUAAGGAAUUGGAUGUUACAUGUCCAAUCCUGAUUUACAAAUUUACUGAUUUACAAAUCAGUCCUCUGACAAAAUCUAUCUACAGUGGUACCUCGGGUUACAAAUGCUUCGGGUUACAAACUCUGCUAACCCAGAAGUAGUACCUCGGGUUGCGAACUUUGCCCCAGCGUGAGAACGGAAAUUGUGCAGCGGCAGCAGGAGCCCCCAUUAGCGAAAUCGCACCUCAGGUUAAGAACGGUUUCGGGUUAAGAACGGACCUCUGGAACAAAUUAAGUUCGUAACUCGAGGUACCACUGUAUUUAGUAGGAAGUUGAAAAGUGUCCCCGGAUUCAUUGAAAAAAAUCUGGUAACCUUACACAAGUAACUACCCAUGGACUCUGGCUUUUGUUCCACAGUAAGUGCCUUUCCCUGAUUAUUCACCCCACCCCACCCCCGGCAGAGUUAAACUUAGAACUUUCUUGGGUAAACUCUAGUAACGUUGGUGAUAAGCAUUUUUACAGCGGGAACAUAUGGGUUUGGUUUUUCACAAAUGGAAGCGUUCUCAGAAGCCACUGUGGUGAUGUCUAAAAGUAAAAAACUUGAAUAGAAGUAUAAAAAUAAAAAUAAAUAAUGAAAAGUCAUGCACAAACCAGUUUGCUACAUGGUGCUCUUUAAAUGUGUAGCUGCUCAUACAAAGUUUUUUUAUUACUGUUUGAAAAACAGGUCAUAGCAAACGAUAGAAGCCCUCUAAUGGGAAGAGUCCACUGGGAGAAAAUGGUGAAGAAAGUCUCGCGGUUUGGUAUACGAACAGGCACUUUUAACUGCUCCAGUGACCCCAGGUAUGUUCUUGAAGUUGUUGUAGUGGGUUUUGCCUCUAUAAUGUGGUACCACCUGUAAUGUUGACUGCUUCCUGAACACCCUGUUGAAAAGCAGUAUAGAAAUAUCAGUGUGGUGUAGUGGUUAAGAGCGGUAGUCACGUAAUCUGGGGAACCGGGAUUGUGUCUCCGCUCCUCCACAUGCAGCUGCUGGGUGACCUUGGGCUAGUCACACUUCUCUGAAGUCUCUCAGCCCCACUUACCUCACAGAGUGUUUGUUGUGGGGGAGGAAGGGAAAGGAGAAUGUUAGCCGCUUUGAGACUCCUUAAAGGGAGUGAAAGGCGGGAUAUCAAAUCCAAACUCUUCUUCUUCUUCUUCUUAUUUUCUCACAUAAGCAAUACAGGAAAAGGAGAAGAAAACUGACAAAACGACAAUAUGUGAUAGUAGGUCAUAAUAUAUCGGUACAUAUGCACGAAUAAAAUAUUCACAGUUUCCAUAAACGUAUGAAGAUAAUUCCUAUAGAUUAGGCAAUAUUAAAAUAUUGUUAAUGCAGAAAUAAUUUCUCUGUUCACUGGCUUUGCUCAAUAGCCAGCAAUGGCAGCAGAAAAUUCCUGAAUGACUCACAUGCUCCUCUUCCUUGCUUCUAGACCCCAAUGGAAUGGGGGUUGUAUGUUUUCUCUGUGUCUAAAUUCAUGUCGUGAAUUGGUAGAAGAGCAGCCCUAAUUAUAAUUUCACGAGCAAUUUCAUGAGCAGCUCUGCUACUGUAUUCGAUUUCAGACAGUUUCGCUCGCAGUGGUUAAAAGACCGUGCUGAAAUUCCUAAUUGCCUGCUACGGAAUACGAAUUUCUCCAUUUCAUAAUACACAAAGAAGGUUGUGAUCCCUGUUCAAGUUGCUGGAUGUUUGCUGCUUCUACUGCAAACAAAAUGCUUCUAUAUAGAUGUUCAUCACAUCUGCAAAUGUUUGCAAGACCUAUUUAAUUCUGGAGUGCUUAAGUUCAGUGCGGCAAAUCAGAGUGAAAACUGUUUCUUUUUCAAACAUUCCUUGAUUUUACCCAAUGUUUUCAUUGUAGAUACUGCAGGAGAAGAGGCUGGGUGAGAUCCACGUUAAUUAUGUCCGUUCCACAAACUAGUACGUCCAAAGGCAAAGUGAUGCUUAAAGAAUACGGUGGGCGUAAAAUCGAGACGGAGCAUAUUUUCAAAUGGAUAACAGCCCAUGCAGCUUCCCGGAUCAAAACAAUCUUCAAAUCGGAACACUUGAAGGAAGAAUGGAACAAAAGUUAUCAGUAUAGGGUGAAAAUAUACCUAUUUGCAAAGUUAGACCAGCCUCCAGCUUUCUUCUCUGCACUAAGUGUAAAGUUUACUGGCAGAGUUGAGUUUAUUUUUGUGAAUGUAGAAAACUGGGACAACAAGAGUCACAUAGCAGAGAUGGGCAUCUAUAAGACACCAUCCUACAUACUUAGAACUCCCGAAGGAAUUUACAGGUAUGGGAAUAAUACUGGUGAAUUUAUUUCCCUCCGUGCCAUGGACUCCUUCUUGCGUUCCUUACAGCCAGAAGUUAAUGAUUUAUUUGUUUUAAGCCUGGUAUUAGUUAACUUAAUGGCUUGGAUGGACCUAUUUAUCACUCAGGGUGCUACUAUCAAGCGCUUCGUUGUUCUCAUAAGCACUUUAGGGACCUAUAAUUCUCUACUAAUUAUUUCUUGGCUACCAGUCUUGGGGUUUUUGCAGUUACCUUAUUUAGACAGUUUCUAUGAAUACAGUUUAAAACUCUUCCGGUAUUCAAAUACAACAGCCCUAGCCUCAUGGGUGAGAGCUGACUGGAUAUUUUACUCGUCUCACCCUGCCUUGUUCCUCAGCACGUACCUAGCCCAUGGGUUAUUAAUAGAUUACUUUGAGAAAAAGAGACGGCACAAUAACAACAGCGACGAAGUAAAUGCCAACAACCUAGAGUGGUUAUCUAGCCUUUGGGAUUGGUACACUAGCUAUCUGUUCCACCCUAUCACUUCGUUUCAGCGCUUCCCCUUUGAAUCUGAUUGGGAUGAAGACCCAGACCUGUUCCUUGAGCGCUUAGCUUUCCCCGAUUUGUGGCUCCACCCCCUGAUACCAACCGAUUACAUUAAAAACUUGCCCAUGUGGCGAUUUAAAUGCGCCGGCGGGCAUUCCGAAGAGGAGAUGAUGGAGCUCUCUCAAAGCGAAAGCGAGUCGGAUAGCGAAUGCAAAGAUGCCUCGAGAAGCGGCCGGGCAGUAGCCGAGGACGAGCAAAGCGCCCUUCAGAGCCCUUGCGAAGGGGAGCCCUCUUGCAACGGCGAGACCUGUUCGUGUGCCAAAGCCAGGUCAUAUGGCUCACAAAGCUCCACGGAAGAUACGGAGCCCGAUUGGUCCGUCUGGCCUGCUGGUAUGUUGCACUGUACGGAAUGUGUCGUGUGUCUAGAGAAUUUCAGAAACGGAUGCUUGUUAAUGGGUUUACCGUGCGGCCACGUCUUUCACCAGAAUUGCAUUGUGAUGUGGCUGGCCGGAGGUCAGCACUGCUGCCCGGUUUGUAGAUGGGCCUCUUACAAGAAAAAGAAGCCAUAUCCACGUCAGCAGCUGUUGUCAAACCAUAGCCCAUCUUAGGUGUGUGCUGAUAACGUCCUUUGUAACCUUCCUACAUAUUUACUGCUUGCCAUUUAAAUGUUAGUCACAAAACAGACCUUGUGGUUUAAAAGUUUUAGUUUAAAUGUUAGUGCAGUGAAGUAAAAAAUAAACAUGAUGCUAAUGUCGAUGACAGAAUCAUUUGGUUGCCUUGUAUGUUGAAAUAAUGAAUACGUAUUGUACAACGACACCUUUCCUUUUACAGCAUUUGGAAGUUUUAAAAAGUUAACAUUUUUCGUUUGCUUUUUUUCGUAAGCACAAAAAUCAUAUAUAUUUGUCAACAAAAGUAUAUUUCAGGAAAUGUUUUAACAUGGCAGGAUAGGAUAUGGGUGAACAUGGAAAUUUUAACAUACAAUAAUUGUUUUAUUUAAAUGUUUCUUCUUUUAGAGUUUGUUCAGCACACCUUUGUUGAAUGAUGUAUGGUCUGUGAGAAUACAUUUAAAAACAAAUCCAUGAAAAUAAAUUAUUUUAAAAGAAGGUUAAUAAUUUGUCCUAUCAAUCGUUCCAAUGGCGUUUUUGUACCUGUGCUUCACUUGGUCUUCAACUCAAAAUAUAAUUUUACUUCUU